Messenger RNA from Neurospora tetraspora, 2115 nucleotides. RefSeq names its product acetyl-coenzyme A transporter 1-domain-containing protein. The coding region runs from base 280 to 2046 and encodes 588 amino acids. Gene Ontology annotation, cellular component: membrane. NCBI's taxonomy places the organism in Eukaryota, Fungi, Ascomycota, Sordariomycetes, Sordariales, Sordariaceae. The record is from RefSeq and is a predicted model, not a curated record. The transcript has 2 exons. Gene Ontology annotation, molecular function: acetyl-CoA transmembrane transporter activity.
GACUAUUCGACUCCGCUAGUACCGACUUCUCGUCUUUCGUUAAUCUCUUUCUUCUUGUCUUUUGCGACCGCUAUUUCUGGAAAACUACCCCUCGCUUCCAUCUCGAAUACUCAAUUAGGGUCUGUUGAUCAUCACUCCCCCUCGACGGCCUCGACCACUCACCACACGCGCCGGCAUCACACAAGGCUUUGACCUCGAGUAACCCACGAAACGGGAACCCCCCUCCAACACACACGCACACAAAACCACCCACCAACAUCCGCCAUCACAGUGGUACCUAUGGGUACUAAAACUCGUGGCACAAAGUCGCCGACACAGAACGGGCUGUCCCGCAAAGCCUCCAAGGAAAAGAAGGGCAACAAGACCCAAAUCAAGGACUCCGAUUCCGACCCUGACACCGUCGCCUCGGGCCUCCACAAGAUGAACAACAACGUCGAGCUUAUGCGCCGGAACAAGAGCUACGACACCUCGUCCGAAGCUAUAACCGCCAACAUCAUCGGCAGGGAAACCUUCUCCCUCGACGACCCCGUCCCAGACAAGACAGACCAAGUAAACAACCAUGGUUUCUUCGAGCUUCCCAAGCAGGACCAGCGCAACUUUGGCCUGCUCGUCCUUCUAUACUUCUUGCAGGGUGUCCCGCUAGGAUUGGCCACGGGCUCGGUACCGUUCCUCCUCAAGAAGAAACUCUCCUAUGCUGAGAUCGGCGUCUUCAGCUUGGCGUCGUACCCCUACUCUCUCAAACUGCUAUGGAGUCCCAUUGUCGAUGCUAUCUGGAGUCCCAAGGUGGGAAGGAGAAAGAGCUGGAUUCUGCCUAUCCAAUUGCUAUCCGGAAUCGGCAUGCUUUACCUGGGCUCUAGGGUAGAAGGAUUGAUGGAUUCCAUGGGCAAGGAAGGCGGCCCUACGGUUUGGAGCUUUACUUGGUGGUGGUUCUUCCUCGUGCUCAUGUGCGCUACCCAGGAUAUUGCUGUUGACGGCUGGGCCCUGACGCUUUUGACCCCCGGCAACGUCUCGUACGCUUCUACCGCGCAGACGGUCGGCUUGACUGCUGGCCAGUUCCUGUCGUAUACCGUCUUCUUGGCCUUCCACUCCAAGGAGUUUGCCAAUCGUUGGUUCCGCACCGAACCGCUUGACCAGGGUUUGAUGUCUCUGGGUGGAUACCUUACCUUCUGGGGCUGGGCUUACAUUGCUGUGACCAUCGGCCUGGGUCUGAUGAAGCGCGAGGAGCGUACCAAGAACGAGGAUGGCGUCUGGGACGUCUACAAGAUCAUGUGGGGUGUGCUCAACCUGAAGAACGUCCAGACUAUCAUCAUCAUUCACCUUAUCGCCAAGAUCGGCUUCCAGGCCAACGAUGCCGUCACCAACCUCAAGCUGCUCGACAAGGGAUUCGGUACCGAGAACAUGGCUCUCACAGUUCUGAUCGAUUUCCCCUUCGAGAUCAUGCUGGGAUACUAUGCAGGAAAGUGGUCACAGGAGUUUACCCCUAUGCGCCUCUGGUGCUGGGGCUUUAUGGGUCGUCUGGUGGCUGCCGUUCUCGCGCAGUUCACUGUUGUGAUGUUCCCUGCUGAGGGUGUUACCUCUUGGUACAUGCUUGUUGUCAUUGCCGAGCACAUCUUUUCCACUUUUACCAACACCAUCAUGUUUGUUGCCGUUUCUGCCUUCCACGCGCGGAUCUCGGACCCGGUCAUUGGCGGUACUUACAUGACUCUUCUUGCUACCGUUUGCAACCUAGGCGGUACUUUCCCACGCUUCUUCGUUCUUCGGUUGGUCGACUACUUUACCACCGCCACUUGCGUUCCUACUUCCAAGACGGCCACCUUCUCUGAGCCUUUCAGCUGCGCCAUCCAGGAGGACAAGACCCGAUGCCUUGCCAACGGCGGUACUUGCAACAUGAUUCAGGAUGGAUACUACAUUGUCAAUAUCCUCUGCGUUGCGAUUGGCGUGGUGACUUUUACCAUGUUCAUCCGUCCCAAGGUCAUUCACUUGCAGGAUCUCCCGCUCAAGGCGUGGCGGUUGGCGUCUUCUGGCGUGGGAGCUAGCAAGAGGUGAUUGGUGAAUCCACGCUUCACAACCGAGUUUUGUGUUGGGACAUAAGGAGAAGUCAGCAGCAUAUUAAUG